This is a messenger RNA of Penicillium longicatenatum, 354 nucleotides long. RefSeq names its product NACHT and WD40 domain protein. The record is from RefSeq and is a predicted model, not a curated record. The coding region runs from base 1 to 354 and encodes 117 amino acids. NCBI's taxonomy places the organism in Eukaryota, Fungi, Ascomycota, Eurotiomycetes, Eurotiales, Aspergillaceae. The transcript is spliced from 2 exons.
AUGUGCGGUCUAACCAGCUACGGGACCCUGCGGGAAGAUAUUGCGAACCAAGUCAUUGGGCAACAUAUUCCGCAGGCAUUGGAAUAUCCCUGCCGCUACUGGAUGUACCAUUUAAAGAAGGUUAGGACCGAAGAAUGGGGGAAAGACGUAUCCUCUUUCCUAAAGAAGCAUUUCAUUCAUUGGCUAGAGGCAAUAGACUUGAUGGAACUUGCAUCAGAGGCUGUUGGUAUUAUCAGUACUCUUCAGUCAAAGGCCGUGGACGGUUACCGAUUUGUUCUUCCAGACGAUCAACAUAGCUCCGCUUCAAGUCUAUUGCUCUGGACUCGUGUUCUCCCCAACAGACAGUAUUAUUAG